This is a messenger RNA of Penicillium cataractarum, 915 nucleotides long. RefSeq names its product cytochrome b5 reductase family protein. Gene Ontology annotation, cellular component: endoplasmic reticulum. The record is from RefSeq and is a predicted model, not a curated record. Lineage: Eukaryota; Fungi; Ascomycota; Eurotiomycetes; Eurotiales; Aspergillaceae. Gene Ontology annotation, molecular function: oxidoreductase activity. The transcript has 4 exons. Bases 1 to 915 code for a protein of 304 amino acids.
AUGAGCGCUGUCAACGUUGGCGCGGCUCUCAUUCCCUCGGCCCUUCUGGUCGCAGGUGUCUACGCCGUCAAGCCCGAGUAUCUCGCCUAUGCCGUCGCCCUUGCCGGUGUCAUCAGCAGUGUCGCCUUCUUCGCUGGUGGUAGCAAGCCGCGCAAGGUCUUGAUCCCUACCGAGUUCCAGCACUUUGUCCUCAAGGAGAAGACCGAGAUCUCCCACAACGUCGCCAUCUACCGCUUCGCCCUGCCCCGUCCUACUGAUAUCCUCGGUCUGCCCAUCGGUCAGCACAUCUCUCUGGCUGCCACCAUUGGCGGCAAGGAAGUCGUCCGCUCGUACACCCCCAUCUCCUCCGACAAUGAGGCCGGUUACUUCGACCUCCUGGUCAAGGCCUAUGCCCAGGGUAACAUCUCCAAGUACCUGACCGAGCUGAAGGUUGGCGAUACCAUGAAGGUCCGUGGCCCCAAGGGUGCCAUGGUCUACACUCCCAACAUGUGCCGCCACAUUGGUAUGAUCGCUGGUGGUACCGGUAUCACCCCCAUGCUGCAGGUCAUUGAAGCUAUCAUCCGCAACCGCCCCCGCAACGGCGGUAACGACACCACCAAGGUUGACCUGAUCUUUGCCAAUGUCACGGCUGAGGAUAUUCUGCUCAAGGAGAAGCUGGACAAGCUGGCCAAGGAGGACGAGGGCUUCAACGUCCACUACGUUCUGAACACCCCUCCGGAGGGCUGGACUGGUGGUGUCGGCUUUGUCACCCCCGACAUGAUGAAGGAGCGCCUCCCCGCCCCCGCCGCCGAUGUCAAGGUCCUCCUCUGCGGUCCCCCUCCCAUGAUCAGCGCCAUGAAGAAGGCCAGCGAGUCCCUUGGCUACACCAAGGCCCGCCCCGUCAGCAAGCUCGAGGACCAGGUCUUCUGCUUCUAA